Molecule: messenger RNA, 1993 nt
Organism: Drosophila grimshawi
Lineage: Eukaryota; Metazoa; Arthropoda; Insecta; Diptera; Drosophilidae
Product: solute carrier family 25 member 44
Exons: 4
Coding region: 300-1322 (340 amino acids)
Biological process (GO): branched-chain amino acid catabolic process
Cellular component (GO): mitochondrion
Molecular function (GO): branched-chain amino acid transmembrane transporter activity
Source: RefSeq, a predicted model, not a curated record
AACAUCAACAAUAAUAAUUAAACAGGGUGGAUGGUAUUGUGAGUGCCUCAUCAACAACAAAUAUUAAUAUUCCCAACCAGAGUUUACAUUGGACUGCUGCGAAAAAAGAUCGUAAUUGCACAUAGGAAGACACAGGAAUACUUAAUGAAUGCCCAAUUGGUUGGAAACUGUCAACGACAGCGAACGAUGCUUUAAUACGAGAAUCAGAUACGGAUUAACUGAUUUGUGGCAACGCAUGCAAAGGGCGCAGACUGGCAAGCGCACGGUCUCCGGCAGCUGUUUCAGACAUAGCUAACACAAUGUCGGACAGCACCGGCGUGACUAUGGUGGCGACCGAUGAUGGGAUUGACGGCUCGGCCAGGAACACUGGCAGGGAAGGCGUCUAUAUACGCACAAUCGAAUGGGACAUGAUGAACAAGACCAAGUUUUUUCCACUGUCCAUGCUGAGCUCGUUCUCGGUGCGAUGCUGUCUAUUCCCGCUGACUGUGAUCAAAACACAGCUGCAGGUGCAGCACAAAAGCGACAUAUACAAGGGCAUGGUCGAUUGUGCCAUGAAGAUCUACCGUUCAGAGGGUGUGCCCGGUCUGUAUCGCGGCUUCUGGAUCUCUUCAGUGCAAAUCGUAUCCGGCGUCUUUUACAUCAGCACCUACGAGGGUGUCCGACAUAUACUCACGGAUCUAGGUACUGGGCACCGUGUGAAAGCUUUAGUUGGCGGCGGCUGUGCGUCGCUGGUGGGUCAGACCAUCAUAGUUCCUUUCGACGUUAUAUCACAACACGCAAUGGUGCUGGGCAUGUCGGCCCAUGCCGGCGCCAAAAAUGACAUAAAUCCUUUGGGGAUUAAGUCAUGGCCGGGCCGCAGUCGUCUGCAUAUAUCAAUGGACAUUGGGCAUGAGAUAAUGCGACGCGAUGGGUUCCGCGGCUUCUACAGAGGCUACACUGCCAGCCUAAUGGCAUAUGUGCCCAACUCGGCAAUGUGGUGGGGAUUCUAUCAUCUGUAUCAGGACGAACUUUGUCGUAUAUGCCCUAGUUGGGUCUCUCAUUUAUUCAUCCAAUGUGUGGCCGGCAGUUUAGGUGGCUUCACAACGACAAUACUAACCAAUCCAUUAGACAUUGUACGAGCACGCCUUCAGGUGCAUCGCCUGGACUCAAUGAGCAUGGCGUUCCGCGAAUUGUGGCAUGAGGAGAAACUGAAUUGCUUCUUUAAGGGCCUGUCCGCACGCCUGGUGCAGUCGGCGGCCUUCUCAUUCAGCAUUAUACUAGGAUAUGAGACGAUCAAGCGCAUUGCCAUUGACGAGCAAUACAAGCAUCAAAUACGGUGGUAACGGACCGCACAACUUUAAAGAAAACCAAAUUAAAUCGUAACUGCAUUUACGCAACGUACUGAGGAACCACCAGAGAUUUGUUGUUGGCACUGUGGCAGCGUGCUACACAAUUGUAAAUAGCUGACGAGAUGAAUAGAAAAGGGCACGGGGGUUAAUUAGCUAAAUUCUUAAAAUGAUUAUUUUUGUUAGGGCGCUUUAAUGUUUCAUGCAAUUAGUUUACAAACAAAUUUGUUAUGCUCUGCAAUGUUUAACAUAUAUUAUUAAUGCAACGUAACUUAAAAGUAUCCAAAGUGUUGUAGCUUAAAGUGAAAUUUUUUUGUUAUUGUAAUUUUAUACAUUAUACCUCAAGAGGCAAAAGGAAAAAACAGAUAACAGGCGGAAAUUAUUAUAUACCACACACUUACAUAAUAGCACUCUUGUACAUUAUUAAUUUAAGUAUGUAAUUGAUGAUGAUGUUGAUAAUAAUGUUACAAUAAUACUUUUAUAAAAUCCAAACUGGACAUUCUAACGCUAGUACUUACCUAAUUGUGUCCUUUUUAUCACAGCAGGUCGCCCAAUUAGGGCAAAUAUUGGAUGUUUAUGUGUUCUUUGAAAGAUAUGUAGUCUUAGCCAUGCAUUGUAAUAAAGUACAAACCAAGAAUUUAUACAUUUUUGGCACUGUGAACUGUAAA